Molecule: messenger RNA, 1183 nt
Organism: Moneuplotes crassus
Lineage: Eukaryota; Ciliophora; Spirotrichea; Euplotida; Euplotidae
Source: the annotation of a GenBank genome assembly
AUGCUAAAAUGGCUACUCCUUCCGAUCCCUGUGUAUUUCGGAGGUGUUUAUGCAGGAAAAUACUUGAUUGAUGAACAAGCUAAGAUGAGCUUUACUAAGAGAUGUAAAUUAGUAGGUCUAGGAUCAGAGAAACACUUCGUAACUACUGAAGAUGGGUACAUCCUGCAAUUGUUUAGAGUCACCUCUGGCGAGAGUCAGAGUGAAUGUCCUCCCGUAUAUUUCCAGCAUGGGUCACAGUCCUCAGCAAUGGACUGGGUAGCAAAUAAAGAGAAAAGCUCUCCAUUCAUACUUGCAAAGAACGGAUAUGAUGUAUGGGUAGCCAACGCUAGAGGAUGAGCUUAUAGUCAGUUCCAUAAGUACCUUGACCCAAAUGAGGAUCCAGAAUAUUGGGAUUUCUGUUUUGAGGAUAUGGCUAAAUAUGACACUAAAGCAGUCAUUGAGUAUAUUAGGAAGAACAACGAUCAUAAGUCUCAUAAAGUAAGCUAUAUUGGGCAUUCACAAGGAAGUGCAAUGAUCUUAAUAGCUCUAUCUGAAGAUUUGAAAUGGUACCAAGAUAAACUAAGUAUUGCAAUCGCUUGAGCCCCUGCUACAAGGAUGGAUGCCAUCAAAGCAAAAACCUUAAAGAAAGUGUGUGAAAAUGAAUCAGUUCAUAAACUGAUUAACAAAGCCACUAUCCAUCAGAUGCAUCGCCCAAAUGCAGUAUUCAAUGGUGCAUGGUGUGGUUUAUCUAAAUUAUGCCCACCCUUAAUGAAAAAAUCAAUGAAAUAAGUUCAAUGAUGCUGAUCCUACAGUAAAUAACCUAAACUCUUGCCAGAUAUUCUGGUACCAUCACCCAAGCGGAACCUCAUUCAAAGCUCUAAAGCACUGGAGUCAGAUCAUAAAGCACGGAGAGUUCAUAAAAUUUGAUUAUGGGAAGGAGAAAAAUCUAGAAGUUUACGGGACAGAGACCCCUCCCAUGUAUGAUCUUGUAGGAAUCCAAAAAUCAAAAAUCCCGAUUGCCAUUCUGUCAGGCAAGCAUGACCUUCUCGCAGCCACUGAAGACUGUGAAUGGACGAAGGCUCAGCUAGGAGAAAGCCUCGUUUUUGAUAAAGAAUAUGACUAUGGGCACAUGACCUUUCUGUGUGGCAAAGAUAAUUCUUAUAUCUAUGAUAUUAUGAAGCUGCUUAAAGAGUAUAGUCAGUAA